Cottoperca gobio is the source of this 3364-nucleotide messenger RNA. It is a transcript of the gene zap70, whose product is annotated as zeta chain of T cell receptor associated protein kinase 70. The record is from RefSeq and is a predicted model, not a curated record. Lineage: Eukaryota; Metazoa; Chordata; Actinopteri; Perciformes; Bovichtidae. Gene Ontology annotation, cellular component: cytoplasm. The coding region runs from base 150 to 1964 and encodes 604 amino acids. Gene Ontology annotation, biological process: intracellular signal transduction; protein phosphorylation. Gene Ontology annotation, molecular function: ATP binding; non-membrane spanning protein tyrosine kinase activity. The transcript has 13 exons.
GUGGGUGCUUCUUGCUAAAUAUCCUGUCUGUGUCGAGCUGACAGUCCUGAAGAAACAAACUCUUGGUGUAAUGUAGAAGAGAAGAAGAGGUCAUUUCCACCAUCCAGAACCCCAAGCCAAAGUCCAGCUCAUCGCUCCCAGGUCUCACCAUGUCCAUCGACCCGGCAGCCGAGCUGCCGUUCUACUACGGCAGCAUCAGUCGCUCAGAUGCCGAGCAGCACCUGAAGCUGGCCGGGAUGGCCGAGGGGAUGUUCUUGCUGCGACAGUGUCUCCGCAGUCUUGGAGGCUACGUCCUGUCUAUUGUGUGGAACCUGGAGUUUCACCAUUACCCUGUGGACAAGCAGCUUAAUGGGACUUAUUGCUUCACAGGGGGGAAGCCUCACUGUGGGCCUGCAGAGCUCUGUGAGUUUUACAGCAAAGACCCUGACGGGCUGGUGUGCACCCUGAGGAAACCCUGCCUGCGCUCCCCCGAUACACCGAUACGCCCUGGCGUGUUCGACAGCCUGAGAGAAAACAUGCUGAGGGAGUACGUGAAGCAGACCUGGAACCUGGAGGGAGAAUCGAUGGAGCAGGCCAUCAUCAGUCAAGCUCCUCAGCUGGAGAAACUGAUCGCCACCACAGCCCACGAGAAGAUGCCCUGGUACCACGGUAAAGUCUCCAGGCAGGAAGGUGAGAGGCGGCUUUACUCUGGAGCACAACCGGACGGCAAGUUUCUAGUGAGAGACAGAGAGGAGUCGGGUACGUUUGCUCUUUCCAUGGUGUACGGGAAAACAGUGUACCACUACCAGAUCCUCCAAGACAAAUCAGGGAAGUACUCCAUGCCAGAGGGAACAAAGUUUGACACAAUCUGGCAGCUGGUUGAGUACCUGAAGAUGAAAGCUGAUGGCCUGGUGGCUAAUCUCGGGGAGGCGUGCAUUAACGGAAAAGCUGCUUCAAAGACACCCAGUCUUCCUACAACAAGGCGGCCCGCUACAAAUGGAUACACACCGCCACCUCAAGCCCCGAAGGCGGCCAACACCAUGCCUGCAGACCGCGACGUCCUGCCGAUGGACUGUGGUGGAUUCAACCCGUACCACAACCCGAAUGAAGUGAAGAGGUUUAACAUCAAGAGGAGUCAGCUGCUGAUCGAUGAAGUUGAGCUUGGCUCUGGGAACUUUGGCUGCGUCAAGAAAGGAGUCCUCAAGACUGAUUUGGGCCAGUUGGAUGUGGCCAUUAAAGUGCUGAAGAGUGACAACGAGAAGCUGGUGAGGGAGGAGAUGAUGAGGGAGGCAGAGAUCAUGCACCAGCUGAACAACCCCUUCAUCGUCCGCAUGCUGGGUCUGUGCAACGCUGAGAAUCUGAUGCUGGUCAUGGAGAUGGCCUCCGCUGGACCUCUUAACAAGUUCCUCUCCACCAAUAGGGACACUGUAACCGUGGAGAUCAUUGUCAACCUGAUGCACCAGGUGUCGAUGGGAAUGAAGUAUCUGGAGGAGAAGAACUUUGUGCACAGAGACUUAGCAGCUCGUAACGUCCUGCUGGUCAACCAACAGUUCGCCAAAAUCAGUGACUUUGGGCUUUCCAAGGCCAUCGGAGCAGAUGACAACUAUUACAAGGCUCGUACUGCUGGUAAAUGGCCUCUGAAGUGGUACGCUCCAGAAUGUAUAAAUUUCCACAAAUUCUCCAGUAAAAGUGACGUGUGGAGUUUUGGUAUCACCAUGUGGGAGGCCUUUUCCUACGGAGGGAAACCUUAUAAGAAAAUGAAAGGACCAGAGGUGAUGCGCUUCCUUGACAGUGGGAAACGCAUGGAUUGUCCAACAGCAUGUCCAGAGCGACUGUAUACAGUGAUGAAAGAAUGCUGGAUAUACAAGCAUGAGGAGCGACCUGACUUCAAGAAGGUUGAGGAGUCCAUGAGGUCUUGCCACUAUUCCAUAUCGAACAAGGCCAAGCCUGAGGGAGCUACAGCCACUACCGAGCCUAUCAAGUAGACAGAAACAAGGCACAUUCUGUCCCCGUGCUGCACAAAGCAUCCUUUCAACUGGCCAUUAAACAUCCGAAACAAAGAGCUUUUUAUGAAUGGUGCACACUGACCAGCUUCAGCUACAGUACCGAUAUAGAUAAACAGGCCUCAGUGACAAUAAAUGUGCAUUGUAAAUUGGACUUCAGUAUGUCGUCCAUGUAAGGAGGAUUUGUGUCUCUCUGUCUCUCUGUCAUGAUUUGAAUGUUAAGUAUGACAUCUUUGCAUUGAUGAACAAACUCAUUUUAUAUUCUGGUAUUUUGGAGUAUAGUGGGGUAUAUAAUACAUGUACAAUUGUUUUUUAUGUCAAAUAACGUGAAAGAAACUGCUAGAACUGUACACUUUAAUAUUAUUCUUUUAACAUUCCUGUAAAGUCAGUGAAUAAAGGUCAGAUUUUGGUUUACUUCAACCCAAGGUUUAUCUGUAACAUGCAGGUUUUAAGUGGUUUAUAAUCCCAUAGGCCUACUACAAGCACUAUUUUUAUAUUACUUUUCUAAUAUUUCUUAUUUUACUUAUUUUUAAUUGUGUCUACGAUAUUAUCAUUGACCAUUUGAUUAUUAUUUUUAAUGGCCAACAUGUUUCAACAUAUGGAAAAAACUCAUGGCAGAUUUUGUGUAGCCUUACCUAAAAUACUCUCCCCCAAAAAAAAGGCAUUAGAGAAAAGAUUAGCAGAGUUUGCAGAGUUGUAUGGAGAAAUAUAGCCAUUUCAUGAUGUUUUUGUAUAGUAGCCUACUAAGUAAAUAAAUAAUCAGUAUAAAUAAAAGGAGCAUUAGCAUUAUGUGUGGGAAUGCAUAUUAAUCUUGAAUAAUUUAAGGACUUUAAAGCAGAUAUUUUAUGUAUUUUCCUCUAAAUAUUUAAAACAUGAUGUAUUGUGGUUUAUUAUGACUGUGUUAGCUGUCCCCUGAGCUGCCAGGCAACAACUGAAGGGCACACGACACCGGAAGUUGAUGGAUUAGUCUUCAAAAUAAUGGCGUAGUUUUCACAGAGAACAUCAGGCCUAGACAUUGCAUGUUGCAUUCACGGGCAGUGGUGGAAUGAGAUCCCAGCCCUACAUUUACAAUAAACUUGAGUAAAAAGUAAAAAAAUAUGAGCAAUAAAAUGUUCUCAAAUAGCCUAAUUAAUAUAUAAGUAAGUAAGUCAAAGGUAUUGUGUUAAAACAUCCUAAAUGCCUUUCAUUUUGGGAAAUUAAAUAAUAAAAUGACUAAAAACCCAAAUUAUUUUUUAAAGAAAAGUCUCAAUCAAUGGAUGCCAAUGAUGUUAUACUAUGAAAAAAAACCCACAAAGUUCAGCAGACUGAAUUUAUAAAUUUAUAAAAGUCAAUCAUCAUCCUAUUCAGAUUCAUGUCUGUUAUGCUGUCCUUAUUUCAUUAUG